AUGCCGGGCAGCCAUACGCUCAGCUCAAUAGGGCUCGAGAACGUCACGCUCGUCAAAACCGUGCUGGCCAGCUGUAUCGCUUUUCCCCUACUCUUCAUUAUCGGCUUCUACUUAUGGGUCACUCCGAGCACCCUCAAAGAUUCGCGACGGAAACACCUUCCGCCUGGGCCUCGUGGUCUGCCCUUCUUGGGGAACUUCUUCGAGAUGUCAAGGGCUGAGACGUUUCGAUUCCAAGCCCAAAAGUGGGCCAAGGAGUAUGGUGAGAUCUUUUACACCAAGAUGGGAGGAGCUGAUUACAUCUACCUGUCAUCGCCAACGGCUGUAAAAGAGUUGAUGGACAAGAAGUCGGGCAUAUAUUCCUCACGACCACCAGCGCCGCUUGCUAGCGACGUCGCUUCCGCUGGUCGACGACAAUUGUUUAUGCCAUAUGGACCCAAAUACCGUGUUGUACGAAAGAUUGCCCAUCAGCUUCUCAACAUCACCGUUUCCACCAGCUAUCAACCCAUUCAAGACCUCGAAUCCAAGCAAUUGAUGUAUGAUCUGCUCCACGACCCGGAACACUUCUACGAUCACAAUCGGCGGUACUCAUCGAGCGUGAUCUUGACGGUGGCAUAUGGGCAUCGGAUGGCAGAUUGGGACAAUCCAUUGGUGAAAAAGAUUUACAGCGUGGUCAACAACCUGCAGCAAUUUUCUGCGCCGGGCGCUUUCCUCGUCGACACCUGGCCCUCACUGCGAUAUUUCCCUCAAUGGAUGUUCGGCAACUGGAGGAAAUUUGGCGAGAAAUGUUUUGCUCAUGAUUCGGUGGUCUACCUCAAGCUUUGGGGAGAUUUAAAGAAGGAAGUUGACGAAGGCAAAGCUAACCCAUGCUUUGCAAAGGACUUCUACCUAAGCAAUCCGGAGAAACUUGGGUUGGAUCAACUCCAAGCUGCGUACCAAACCGGUGGCCUGGUUGAGGCCGGUUCUGAAACAACAUCAGCGUUCCUGAACUCUUGGAUAUUGGCCAUGACUCUGAACCCUCAUAUUAUGAGAAAGGCUCAGGCAGAGGUGGAUCGAGUAGUCGGAGAAGACAGACUGCCUACAUGGGAAGAUGAGGCAAAUCUGCCCUAUCUCAGAGCAAUGAUCAAGGAGCUGCUUCGCACUCGUCCGCCCAACAAAUUUGGCAUGCAGCACUACACGACUGAGGAUGACUGGUACAAGGGUUAUUUCAUCCCCAAGGAGACCGUGGUCGUCUUGAACUGGUGGGCAAUAAACUAUGACCCAUCCCAUUGGGACAGACCCGACGAGUUCAUGCCGGAGCGCUUCCUAGGCUACGAUCUCCCGGCCGCUUCCUAUAUCAACAUCGCAGAUCCCAACCAGCGCGACCACUUCUCGUACGGUGCAGGAAGGCGAGUGUGUCCAGGUGUGCACGUAGCAGAAAAGUCGCUAUUUUUGAAUAUUGCUCGCGUGUUAUGGGCGUUCAACAUCUCAAAGAAGACAGGAAAGGAUGGGAGUGUGAUUGAGCCAAAUACUGCAAUGGUUCCCGGCUGGAUGACAAUCCCGCAGCCAUUCGAAUGCGACAUUACCGUGAGGUCAGAGAAGAAAGCGGCAUUGAUCAACGAAGUUUGGGCGGCGACUAAGAAGACUCUUGACGGGAAAUAG
This is a messenger RNA of Fonsecaea multimorphosa CBS 102226, 1638 nucleotides long. RefSeq lists its product as uncharacterized. Gene Ontology annotation, molecular function: monooxygenase activity; iron ion binding; heme binding. The transcript is spliced from 2 exons. Lineage: Eukaryota; Fungi; Ascomycota; Eurotiomycetes; Chaetothyriales; Herpotrichiellaceae. The record is from RefSeq and is a predicted model, not a curated record. The coding region runs from base 1 to 1638 and encodes 545 amino acids.